Rhagoletis zephyria (snowberry fruit fly) is the source of this 1928-nucleotide messenger RNA. RefSeq names its product putative serine protease K12H4.7. Gene Ontology annotation, biological process: proteolysis. NCBI's taxonomy places the organism in Eukaryota, Metazoa, Arthropoda, Insecta, Diptera, Tephritidae. Gene Ontology annotation, molecular function: serine-type exopeptidase activity; dipeptidyl-peptidase activity. The record is from RefSeq and is a predicted model, not a curated record.
GAACACAGCAAAACUGCUCAGCUAAUCAUUCGUUUUGCAAACGCGUUAUUAGACAGACGUUUAUAAAUUUCCUGUUCUUGCCAGCGUUUGCAUCAAAACCACUGAUUGUGAAUUAAAAAAAAAAAAAUACAUACAGUGCUAAUAAAUAAAUCUAGUAUAAGAUUUGGAGGAGAGGAGCUAUUUUUUGAAGCGGGCCAAAGACGAAAUGGGCGCCGUUAAUAGAUCAAUUUCUGACAAAAUGGCGUAUCUAUUGCGUUUGAGCGCACUUUUGUUGUUGUUUAUUUUUGUUGCGAAUAUUGAUAAGACCAGCGCCGCUUUGGGUCGUUUUCGUAACGGGCGCUAUGAUGAUGGUUUCCUUGGCGAACCCAGCAAAUUCGAAUCGGUGCGACAUAAGCCGGCACCCGAAGAUAAAUGGUUCGAACAAAAGUUGGAUCAUUUUGGCGAAAAGAAUAAGGAUGUCACCUGGAAGCAGCGUUAUUUUGUUAACGAUGAAUUCUAUCGCAACGACAGCACAGCGCCCAUUUUUCUAAUGAUUGGCGGCGAAGGUGAGGCAUCGAAACGUUGGAUGUCCGAGGGCGCUUGGAUUAAGUAUGCUGAACAAUUUGGUGCGCUUUGUUUUCAAUUGGAGCAUCGGUUUUACGGAAAGAGUCAUCCUACAAACGACCUCUCCACCAAAAAUCUUGCCUAUCUCACCUCCGAGCAAGCCUUGGCGGAUUUGUCCAACUUUGUUCAGAGCAUGAAACAAGAAUAUAAUUUGGGUGCUAACCAAAAAUGGAUAGCCUUCGGUGGUUCUUAUCCGGGCUCGUUGGCAGCCUGGUCGCGCGAAAAAUAUCCUGAGCUAAUACAUGGCGCUGUUAGUUCUAGUGGACCAUUAUUGGCUAAGGUUGAUUUCAAAGAAUAUUUCGAAGUAGUAAAAGCUUCUUUGGCCACUUACUCGCCCGCCUGUUUAGAAGCAGUUGGCCGUGCCUUUGCACAAGUUGAGAUUCUGACACGUCACAUGAUCGGCCAGCGUAAUUUGGAUGAGAAAUUUAAAACCUGUACACCAAUCAAGGACUCAAUAGAUAAUCCACUGGACAUGUCCAACUUCUUUGAAGCUUUGGCUGGCAACUUUGCUGGUGUCGUGCAAUACAACAAGGACAAUCGGCCCAGUGCCACAUACACUAUCGAUGAUCUUUGCAAUGUUAUGGUUAAUACGACCAUCGGGCCACCUGUAACUCGUCUCGGUGUCGUUAACGACAUGCUCUUGCAGGAUGCUAAGGAGAAGUGUUUGGAUUACAAGUAUGAUAAAAUGAUCGCUGAACUAAAAGAAACUGCAUGGGGUGCUAAAGCUUGCAAUGGCAGUCGCCAGUGGACCUACCAGACUUGCAAUGAAUUCGGUUUCUAUCAAACGUCGGAUAAUGAGAGCGACACAUUCGGCGAUCGAUUUGCAGUUGACUUUUUCAUUAAACAAUGCAUGGAUAUUUACUCAGAGAGCAUGGACGCAAAGUACUUGCAGCAGGUUGUUUCGCAGACAAAUAAAUACUAUGGCGCUCUAAAACCCAAUACAACAAAUGUACUCUACGUGCAUGGCUCCAUUGAUCCAUGGCAUGCGCUUGGCUUGACGAAAUCUAAGAAUCCGAAGCAACCCACAAUCUACAUCGAAGGCACUGCACACUGUGCUAAUAUGUACGAACCAGCUAAAACCGAUCCACCACAAUUGGUGGAGGCUCGUAACAAAAUCAUUAAAUAUCUUGCCCAGCUAUUGGAGAAUUUUAGUAUGGAAAGAGCCUAAAGGGCUAUUAAAAUUUAAUAUUUUUAAUUGAGGAGAGCAAGUUGGUUAGUUUUUUAUUUUAUUUUAUGAAUGAAACUCGAAUAUUGGAGAACAAACUGUAUCGAAUAUGUGUAUGGAUAUUUUUUUUUAUAUAAAUAAACUAAAAUAUUAACAUUGC